Molecule: messenger RNA, 1362 nt
Organism: Rhipicephalus sanguineus (brown dog tick)
Lineage: Eukaryota; Metazoa; Arthropoda; Arachnida; Ixodida; Ixodidae
Exons: 2
Coding region: 346-1362 (338 amino acids)
Source: RefSeq, a predicted model, not a curated record
AUCUUGCCGCCGCCAAAGCCGUUGGAUACAUCGGGCAACACCUGGCUUACAUGGAAAACUUGGAAGAGUGAGUUUACGCUAUUUUCCACUGCUACCCAGUUGACAAAACAAGCGAAAGAAGUGCAAGCAGCCACGUUGCUAGUGAUUAUUGGCGAAGAGGCAAGGAAGGUAUACAGCACCUUCACGUUUGAGGCUGAAGAGGACAAAAAUAACGUAGACGUCCUAAUUGCCAAGUUUGAAGAGUUCUACAAACCGGAGACAAACUUGACCUAUCAUGAAUUUCUAUUUGGGUCCAAAAACCAAAGGGAAGGCGAACCUUUCAAUGAGUGGCUGACGGAGCUACGAAUGUUAGCCACAAACUGUGAAUUUGGUGUAAUGGAAGACCGGAUGCUGCGUAGUCGUAUUAUUCUGGGUAUUCGAGACAAGAACCUGCAGCAGAAAUUGAUUGCGGAAAACCCUUCGUACAAAAAGACUGUCGAGAUUUGUCGCACGCAAGAGCAAGGGAAACAGCAGUUUCUUGAAAUCUGCGAAGCCGCGGAGACAGCGCAGGACACGGCAGUUAACGCAGUGGCAAAGAAAGGGGAUGCAUGCGGCAGCUGCGGCUAUCGCGCACACCGUGGCGAAAGAUGCCCCGCCACCGGUAGAAGAUGCAAUAAGUGCGGAGGGCUUAACCACUUUGCCCGAGCAUGCAAAUCGGCACCGCCUUCCCGAUCCUUUCCCCACAAGAAGAAAGAACUACGGGAAUUAUGCGCAGACGCCGACGACGAUUUUUUUUCGCAAACGUUAACGGUGAGCACGCUCAACACAGACCACUGGACCGCGACAGUGGACAUUGAAGGACAACCCAUGCCUUGCAAAUUAGACACGGAGGCGAAUUGUUGUGUCAUUUCAAGGAGGGACGUCGCAAAGCUACCGGAUCUACCAGAGCAGGCUUGCCGAGUCGCGCUAACAUCAUUUUUCGGCCACAAGGCAACCGCCCAAGCAAAAGUGCGCCUGCGGCUUUCAGCCAAUGAGAGGGUGGUCCUCGAAACAUUUUACAUCAUAGAGCAAAGUGUACCAGUGACUUUGAGCGGUUCAGCAGCCGAACGCCUUGAAUUUAUCCGCCGGGUACAGCACAUAGAUGUCGAUCAACUUUACCCGCCGGCACCACCCUUUGCAGAUGUCUUCACAGGACUGGGGGAGCUCAAGGACUACGAGUACGAGAUAAAACUCAAGCCCGGCGCCGUGGGUGUCGUCGUACCGGCUCGGAGAAUCCCCGUGGCCCUGGAGGACAAGACUAGGGCGGAACUUCAGCGUAUGGAGGAUCAAGGCGUCAUAAGAAAGAGACUGAUGGGAAGGCAGACGAGGACCCUGCUGCCCUAG